AGUUAAUUCAACUAAUCAACUCAUCAUGAAUAGUGGAAUCAGGUGUGUUAAUGCUAGGUUUAAAAACUACAAUGUGCUCCACUUUGGGUUCCCAGGACCAGGAUUAAGACACACUGAUGUGAAGUGUGUUGUGACUGACUCACUUGACUUGACUAGGUGAUGGGGGUGCCGGUGGUGGUGAGCGAUAGUAGUGGGUCCAGAAACCUCCGCAGCCUCCUCAAGAUGCCUAAGCUCCUUACACAGUCCUUCUGUGACGAGCUGGACAGGAAGAAGAAAGCCGUGUCCUUCUUUGAUGACGUCACCGUCUUCCUGUUCGACCAGGAGAGCCCCACAGGAGAGCUGGCUGACUUCACGUUUCCCCCAGGAGCAGAGUCCAGCGGCCAGGCCUCAGGCGGGGAGAACCCCCAGCCGGACCUCCAGCCCCACCCCACCAUGGGCCACCACCACCACCACCCCACCAUGGGCCACCACCUCCACCCCCCAGGCAGGGCACCACACGCCUCAGAGGACUCUGAUGGCAACAUGUCAGAAGAAGGUGGUGGGUUUGAGUGGGAGGAUGACAUCCCAUUGAUGACCAGCCCGUUGUCCAGCCCGUCUACAGCUGAGCCACCGGUCUCCGAUCCCAUCCCGGUCCCUGCUGCCAAGCCUCCCGAGGACAAGCCUCCCGAGGGCAAGCCUCCCGAGGGCAAGCCGGUAGCAGUAACAGCAGCAUCACAGUUCUCCCGUUUCAGCGUGUCCCGCUCCCGCUUCUCCAUCACACACGUCCCCAAUCCAGACAUGAACUCUGGAGGGAGCAGUGAAGAUGGAGAGAGGCAGUGAAAGAAGGAUUGAAGGGGUCUUCUCCAUGACAGGAAGGAGUAUACCUCCUCUCCUAGUAUGACUACCAGGUGUUCAGACCUGGGAUCUCAAGGACCUGAUGACCCUGUAUGAGCCAAUGCCUUGUAUCGUAGUGACUCAACAUCUACAUUCCAAAUGACAGCCUAUUCCCUAUGUGCCCUGGUCAACAAUAGUGGAAAACAUAGGGAACAGGGUGCCAUUUCGGAUGCAGACAAACACCUUAAUGGUUCCUUCUCUUACUUUGUAUUAUUACUCCAGAGAGAGACAGAGAGAUAGCUGUAGGAACGAUGACAGAGUCCUGAGAGGACCACAACCAAGCAGUAUGUGACUGAUAAUAUAGAUGUAUUAGAGAUAUAUAACAUCUACACUUAUGACAAUUAUUAAUAACGUAUUUGCUCAAAUCACCAUUGACGUUCAGUAGCGUCAAGUCAUUUGGUGAAAAGGAAAAAGAGACAAAAAAAUGAAAAAAUGACAAGACUUGGUCUCAUUGCUGCUCUCUCAUUGGCUGCUUUGGUCCUCCAUCUGCUUGCUCAUCGGCUGGUUGGAUCUUCUAGAACAGUGUUACAGUGCUUCCCUGGAGCCAUUGAAUAACGGCUGAUGACCGCCCCACAGGAAGCUGCUCUCUGUGGGGGUUCAAAGAUGAAGACAACCCCCCUUUACAAAUGACAGAGGAAUAGGGGUGGGGGUACUGCGAAACCUACUGUGCUCCCUUGACAAAGCCACAGGAAGGUGGACGGUCUUGCUGAUGUUUUAGUUCAGGGAUAAAAAAAUGUAUCAUUAUGAUGUUAUACCAUAGCAUUGAAUAUGUGUUUCUGAUUGGCUUGAAGGGCAUUCUAGAGCGUGCAUUAUUUCCGUAUAACUCACGGUAUAUUUGCACGAUAGAAAGGUCGUUCUUACAUGUUAUAUGUUUGAGUUGCUUUUGAAAGCAAAAGUUCAAUUGAAAACAUUAUUGGCAUGUUUGAAUUCGAUUUUCAUAAUGGCGAACUAGACGGAUGGUUUAGUUCGCUAAACUAGCGAGUCAGUUUGUUCGGUUACCAAGGCAACCACUGUCGCUGUCUAGUAAACUUGCUAGCUACCUUCAGUGGAUGUUAAACACAUUUCUACUGGCCAAUUAACACAUUUCUAGCAGCAAAUGUGUUCAAUUAUAACCCUGGUAUAAAAGGGAUAAUCAACUUGGGGCUCUAUGCAUACUGGAAAAGUGGAAAGUCAGCUGGAACACACCUUCCACAUCGUUCAUUAUUUUCCAUAGAACCCAUAGCCUCUGGUUGAUUAUCCCUUACAUAACAGAUCAUUAGAGCCAGAGCCCUGUUGAAAUCUAUGUAUGUUAUAAUAUAUAUGGCUCUGCUUACAACUUGG
Oncorhynchus tshawytscha (Chinook salmon) is the source of this 2193-nucleotide messenger RNA. RefSeq names its product serine/threonine-protein kinase LMTK1. Gene Ontology annotation, molecular function: protein tyrosine kinase activity. Bases 160 to 819 code for a protein of 219 amino acids. Lineage: Eukaryota; Metazoa; Chordata; Actinopteri; Salmoniformes; Salmonidae. The transcript has 4 exons. Gene Ontology annotation, biological process: brain development; peptidyl-tyrosine autophosphorylation. The record is from RefSeq and is a predicted model, not a curated record.